This is a messenger RNA of Ilex paraguariensis (yerba mate), 402 nucleotides long. NCBI's taxonomy places the organism in Eukaryota, Viridiplantae, Streptophyta, Magnoliopsida, Aquifoliales, Aquifoliaceae. The record is from the annotation of a GenBank genome assembly.
AUGGUUGCAGGUGAUGCACGAAGAAGCAAGCCAUAUGUUGCUAAUGAUGCUGUUGCGAAUAUACGUACAGUUGCUUCUUUUGGUGCAGAAGAGAGUGUGAUGGCUAUGUACAAGAAGAAAUGUGAGGGUCCUUUGAGGAUAGGUGCAAGACGGGGGUUGAUUAGUGGAGUUUUCUUUGCUCUUUCCAUGACAACUAUGGCAAUUUCUCAGUCGAGCUCUUUUGCUCCAGACUCAGGCAAAGCCAAAGUUACUGUCGCUUCAAUAUUUUCCAUUCUAGACAGGAAAUCAAAGAUAGACCCAAGGGAUGAGUCUGGGAUGACAUUAGAGAAUGUGAAGGGAGAAAUUGAACUACGACAUAUAAGCUUUAGAUAUCCCACUCAACCAGGCGUUCAAGUUUUUUGA